Molecule: messenger RNA, 543 nt
Organism: Lepus europaeus (European hare)
Lineage: Eukaryota; Metazoa; Chordata; Mammalia; Lagomorpha; Leporidae
Gene: ASCL3
Product: achaete-scute family bHLH transcription factor 3
Exons: 1
Coding region: 1-543 (180 amino acids)
Biological process (GO): regulation of transcription by RNA polymerase II; developmental process
Molecular function (GO): protein dimerization activity; DNA-binding transcription factor activity, RNA polymerase II-specific; RNA polymerase II transcription regulatory region sequence-specific DNA binding
Source: RefSeq, a predicted model, not a curated record
AUGGACAAGAGAAGCUGUUCUAAUCUGCCAGAUAAACUUCCGGUCUUCCCCGAUCCCGCCCACUCUCCACUGGGCAGGCCCUUCUACCUGGACCCCAUGGUCACUUUCCACCUGUACCCGGAGCCCCCACUGCCAGCCCCUUACUCCGAGGAGCUGCCACUGCUGCCUUUUUCCAGUGACUCCCUGAUCAUGGAGAAUUACGGGGAGCCCUACCCCUUCCCUUUCCCAAUGCCUUAUCCAAGCUACAGCAGGUGUGAAUACUCCUACGGACCAGCCUUUAUCCGGAAAAGGAACGAGCGGGAAAGGCAGCGAGUGAAGUGUGUCAACGAAGGCUACGCCCAGCUCCGCCAUCACCUGCCCGAGGAGUAUCUGGAGAAGCGACUCAGCAAAGUGGAAACCCUCAGGGCCGCCAUCAAGUACAUCAACUUCCUGCAGUCUCUCCUGCACCCUGCAGAGGCCACCACCAAGCACACCCCGGGGCCACGGUCCUCCAUCACAGCCACCGCCAGCCGGCACCCGGACCCUAUUUUUAGAAUUGUGUGA